AUGAUAGCGAUUAAACUGAUUGUGGACGGCAUGACACUGAAUCUAGUAAGUGUGUAUGCGCCGCAGUCAGGCUGUGAGGAGAGCGUGAAAGAAAAGUUUUGGGAGGACUUUGAUUGCCUGCUGAUGAAUAUACAGGAUAGCGAGGAAGUCUACGUGGGUGGUGAUUUUAAUGGCCAUGUAGGAAGAGAGAAUGAUGGAUAUGAGAGAGUGCAUGGUGGGUGGGGAUUGGGAAACCGGAACGCUGACGGUGAGACACUUUUACAAGCUGCCUGUGCCUUCGACCUGGCUAUAACAAACACGUGGUUUAAGAAAAAAGAGGAACACCUAAUAACCUACAAGAGUGGCCACCACGCGACACAGAUAGACUACUUCCUAGUGAGGCGGAGGAGUCUAUGCUGUGUCAAAAACUGUAAAGUGCUGCCAGGCGAAGCAUUAGUCGCCCAACAUAGGCUUGUGGUGAUGGAUGUUAAAUUAAGUGUCUCCCCCAGAAACAGCCAAAUACGGCCCCCUCCAAAGACAAGAUGGCGUAUGUUAGAGAAUGAUGAAUGUGCUAGUAGAUUUAGGAACCAUAUAGUGGAGAAAAUUAUAGAAAUAAAUGAGAUGGAAGAGAAAUUGGUAGAUGAUUGUUGGAAUGAGAUGGCCAGGCACAUAAGGAAGGUCGCAAAGGAUGUGUUUGGAGAGUCGAAAGGAAAAGGUCUGAUAGAUAGGGAUACAUGGUGGUGGAAUUUGGAAGUGCAAAAUAUACUGAGAGAGAAGAAAGUGGCAUUUAAAGAAUGGCAGGUUGUAAAAAAUGUGAAUACAAGUUUAAAAGAUGAAAAAAAGGAAGUUUACAAGGAAUUUAAGAGGAGAGCAAAGAAGGCGGUAGCAGUGGCCAGAGCUAAGGCACAAGAAAAGUUGAAUCCCAUAUAUUUCGAUGUUGAAUCUACGGGACCAUUGAUCUCAGUAAUUGUUCUCUGCCUCAAUGGAUUCUAA
Vanessa atalanta (red admiral) is the source of this 972-nucleotide messenger RNA. Its product is annotated as craniofacial development protein 2-like. The record is from RefSeq and is a predicted model, not a curated record. Gene Ontology annotation, cellular component: nucleus. The transcript is spliced from 2 exons. Bases 1 to 972 code for a protein of 323 amino acids. Gene Ontology annotation, biological process: chromatin remodeling. Lineage: Eukaryota; Metazoa; Arthropoda; Insecta; Lepidoptera; Nymphalidae.